AUGACUCCCAUCAUGCUGUUGGUGCAGCCUAGUCAGAGGCCGGAAGGCCGAACAUAUGCCGAGUAUGAAUCCGUGAAUGAAUGCAUGGAAGGCAUCUGUAAGAUGUUUGAAGAACACCUGAAGCGAAUGAACCCCCUCAGCCAGUCCAUCACGUAUGGCGUCAGUCAGUUGUUUGAGUUUAUCGACCGUCUGGUGGACCUCAGCUGCCUGGUGCUCCGAGAAGAUACUCAGACCUACAAGUCGUACACCCGAGAGUGGAUCAAAGAGAGGAUCUAUGUGCUCCUUACUCAGCAGGCACAACCAGCUGGGUCAUAG
Messenger RNA from Cricetulus griseus (Chinese hamster), 315 nucleotides. The record is from RefSeq and is a predicted model, not a curated record. NCBI's taxonomy places the organism in Eukaryota, Metazoa, Chordata, Mammalia, Rodentia, Cricetidae.